AUGGGCUCUCUGGGCACCGACGAACCUCUGGAUUUCUACUCCUCACCUUACCUUGCAGAGCACUAUGACCUCAUCUGCGCACAAGAGGGUUCCUUCUUCAAAGACAUUGAGAUCUUUUCUGCGGAGCUGAUGCAAAUCCGAGACCGCAAACGCGCCAAAUUCCAGGACCCCGAUGCGCUUGUUGUCAUCGAUGUGGGCACCGGGACCGGUCGAGCUCUGCACGGUCUUGCACAGAAGGCAUUGAAAAACGGCAUAGAUCUCUCCAAGGUGACAUUCCUGGGUUUCGAUUUAUCCCAGGAUAUGGUCAAUCGGGCAGCUCAGACGCGCGACCUCACCGGGGUGGGGCAUGUCGAGUGGGUAUGCGCUUCGGCGGUGGAUCUGGACAGCGUUGUGUGCGCCCGGGGCUUCCACGGGAAGGUUGACCUGAUUAUGUUUGCUGAUGGUGGAAUUCUACACCUCACCACACCGGAGGAAGGGCACAAGUUCCUGCGUGGACUCGAAAUGUCGCUUAGGCCGGGUAUAGGUCGAGCCUGUAUCUCGGUCACCAAUCGAGAAUCUGUGGAUGAUCUGCAUUACUACGAUACUGAGGCCUCCGGAAAGGGUGCCGUUGAGUAUGAGAGUCAACAUUUUCCGAACCUCAUCUAUCGGAAUACUUUGACUGGGAUUACGGAAGAGGGCACAGUUGGCAUCUCGACGUUCCAAUUUGAAGUAUGGAAAGUACAGGAAGAUGGCCGCCGAGAGCUCGUUGAGAGUCGAGUGACUCGAUUGGCAGGAAGAUGGUGGACGCAAAGCGAAAUGAAAGAUCUGAUUGGGGAAGUCCCUGGCAUUUACCUUGCCGAGAUCGCCUCCCCCGACAACCGCCAGAUAUUCUACACUGUGGAAGUUCAACAGUAA
Messenger RNA from Penicillium cinerascens, 894 nucleotides. Its product is annotated as class I SAM-dependent methyltransferase. The record is from RefSeq and is a predicted model, not a curated record. The transcript has a single exon. NCBI's taxonomy places the organism in Eukaryota, Fungi, Ascomycota, Eurotiomycetes, Eurotiales, Aspergillaceae. Bases 1 to 894 code for a protein of 297 amino acids.